Messenger RNA from Panthera uncia (snow leopard), 1008 nucleotides. It is a transcript of the gene PSMG3, whose product is annotated as proteasome assembly chaperone 3. Gene Ontology annotation, biological process: proteasome assembly. The transcript has 3 exons. Lineage: Eukaryota; Metazoa; Chordata; Mammalia; Carnivora; Felidae. The record is from RefSeq and is a predicted model, not a curated record. Bases 274 to 642 code for a protein of 122 amino acids.
CUCGAGGCUCAAAUCGAAUCAGUGCAGUACCGGUCAGUGCGCGACUCCCCCACCCUGCCAAGAAAACUUCCAGCUUGGGGAAAAAGAGGAGUGGCGGGGGCUCUCAGAGAUCCUGGGGAGGGGCCAGAAUUCAUCCGGCCACAGGGGCCACAUUGGUCCCUCCUCUUCCCCUAUACCCGGGCAUUCGAGCCCUGAGACCAGUACUCAAGGGUGAUCCAGGCCUUACAGGCUCUCCGACCGCAGCCUCGGAAGUGCCCCGGAGGAGACCCCGCCAUGGAAGGCAAACCUCUGCUGAUGUCCCGACAGAGGACGGAAGUGGUGUGCGGGGUCCCCACCCAGGUGGUGUGCACGGCCUUCAGCAGUCACAUCCUGGUGCUGGUGACCCAGUUCGGGAAGAUGGGCACCCUGGUCUCCCUGGAACCCAGCGACGUGGCCGGUGACAUCGGCAAGCCGGUGCUCACCACUAGAGUCCUUCUGGGGCAGGACGAGCCUCUCAUCCACGUCUUUGCAAAGAACCUGGUGACGUUUGUGUCUCAAGAAGCGGGAAACAGAGCGGUGCUCCUGGCCAUGGCCAUGAAGGACAGGAGUGUGGAGGGGCUGAAGGCCCUGAAGGAGGUGAUCCAGGCCUGCCAGGUGUGGUGACCACGCCUGCUCCUCGGCGCGGCCAAAGGGAGACCCCGACACGCUCUCGAUUCGGAGGCCCUCCCCUGGCCGGUCCGCAGGAGGAACUGUCUGGCCUGGGUCCCCGGAGCCGGAAGAAAUACGCACACCUCAGGCGGACUCUUGGUUGGUUGGGUCGCUGAGUUACCCGCGGUCCGGUGGGAGCACAGCCGUGCAAUGUGUCUUGGGGGGCUUGUGAAUGGUUCUCAGCAGGGUCCGGGUAGUGGCGUUUAUUUGAGAGGCGAAAGAGGAGUCAUCAGGUAAGAGUCCUGGUCCUCCACACGCGGGGGCAACUGUUGGAGGACGGCUGUUUCUAAUAAAAAUAAACGCGUACCCUAAGCGACUUCA